AACACGUUUGGAGGCGUGUGUUCUUCAUUGACCUCUGUACUCACUUCUUUUUCAUCAUCAAUUAUCACAUUUUUUUAAAUUCAUGUAGAAGAAGAAGCAGCAGGUGUGUUCAAUUUAGGUCUACCAACUGGUGGUUAAGCUUCACAAUCUCCACUUUUCAAGCAAUGUUCUUCAUCUAGUAUGCUUUCUUACUAAACAAACCCCCAAUUUAACCAAACCCCAUUUCAAUUUCACGUAUUUUUUCACAAUUUCUCAUUCAAAUCAUUCACAAUCUUCAGUUUUAUCCGCUUGUAAGAAUCAUGGGGCUGGUUGUUUAUUUUAUUUUUCUGUCUUUUUGAUGCACACCAAGUGUUUGAUGAAAUGCCAUUAUGAAAAUUUUCAGAUUUUUUUUUUCACAAAUUCUCAUUCAAAUCAUUCACAAUCUUCAGUUUUAUCCGCUUGUAAGAAUCAUGGGGCUUGUUGUUUAUUUUAUUUUUCUAUUUUUUUGAUGCACACCAAGUGUUUGAUGAAAUGCCAUUAUGAAAAUUUUCAGAUUUUUUUUCACAAAUUCUCAUUCAAAUCAUUCACAAUCUUCAGUUUUAUCCGCUUGUAAGAAUCAUGGGGCUGGUUGUUUAUUUUAUUUUUCUAUUUUUUUGAUGCACACCAAGUGUUUGAUGAAAUGCCCAUUAUGAAAUGCCAUUAUGAAAAUAUUCAGAUUUUUUUUUUCACAAAUUCUCAUUCAAAUCAUUCACAAUCUUCAGUUUUAUCCGCUUGUAAGAAUCACGGGGCUGGUUGUUUAUUUUAUUUUUCUAUUUUUUUGAUGCACACCAAGUGUUUGAUGAAAUGCCCGUUAUGAAAAUUUUCAGAUUUUUUAUAUAUAUUUUUGCUGAUAAAGUAUUAAAGUUUACAUAACAGAUCAUUAAUCAUGGCAUGUGUUUUCAGUUACAACAUUCAGUUAGGUUUGAUUAAUAACUUGUUUGUUUAGAAUAGCUAAAACCUAAAUCAAGAAACUGUGUUCUGUUUUUUUAUAUUUUCUUUUGGUGUGUUUCUCUCUUUAUUACUUUGUCUAUUGUUUGUUGAAUUAGGUGUUAUGUCAGCUUCUUUAAGGACCUUUAGCCGGCCUUUAUAUCUUAUAGUUGCUGGCUUUUAAGAACUAAGAUGGCUACUUAUCAUCCGACUUCAAGCGGUAAACAUCAAAGAGACGUGUUUCCGAAUUCCUAUAUUUCGAGUGAUUCGUAUCAAGAACAACCUUGUCCUCCGGGUGAUAUCAUGUACCAAAACCAAUCGUCGAGUGACACCUCGUUUCUGGAGCUUUUAUCCGGUAGUUUGCAGCCAAGUAUGCAACCAAAUACUCGAAUCCUUUCGCGAGUUGACGGUUGUAACAGUUUAGACGAUGAACGGAAUUUGAAUUAUCGAGAAUUGUCGCUCAGUUUAGGAAUGCAGUUACCGUCUUCUUCCAUGGAUUUGCCUGCUUUUCAAUACAAUUACUUGAAUUCGAAUCUUCCGAAUUCAAGUGAAAACAGCCCUCACACCAAUAAAGUAGAAAACAGUCAAAACACCGAGUAUUUAUCGUUCAAUUCGGUUGGUGCUCUAAAAAACGAGGCUGUAAACAGUGAUCGAUACUUGAUUUCAGAUGCAUAUGACGGUUCGUACGGGGUUGUGGGUAGAAUCAUGGACCCUAAAUAUCUCAAACCGUCACAAGAAUUACUCGAGGAAGUAGCUAAUCUUCGUGAAGCGCUGAGUCAGUUCAAGAGAAAUAAGCAUAACAAUCUACAUAAGCUCGGUGUUGAUGAAAAAGAUUCCAAAUUUACCCCUCGUGAAUCUACUACUAGCUCUUCCGGUGAACUUUCGGCUUCUGAGAAACAAGAUCUACAGAACAAAGUCACGAAAUUGUUUUCGUUGUCAGAUGUGGUAGACAGAAAAUACAGAGAAUAUUAUCAACAACUGCGAAUCGUUGAAGCGGCGUUAGAUGUGGUUUCCGGAAGCGGAGCUGCACGUCCGUACACCGCACUUGCACAUCAAACAAUUUCCCACCAUUUUCGGUGCUUAAGGGAUGCAAUUAACGGUCAAAUUCAGUUGGCCCGUGAAAGUUUAGGAGAACAAGAUGAUUCAUCAGAUCGAGUUUUACCACGUUUAAAGAACGUUGAAAAACAACUCCGACAACAAAGAAAUCUUCAUCAUCUUGUUGGGAACAGCCAUUCAUGGAGGCCGCAAAGAGGCUUGCCAGAAGGCUCGGUUUCCGUUCUUCGUGCUUGGCUUUUUGAACACUUUCUUAACCCUUACCCGAAAGAUUCAGAGAAACGUAUGCUAGCGAAACAAACGGGUCUCACCCGAAGCCAGAUCGCAAAUUGGUUCAUCAACGCACGGGUGCGACUUUGGAAACCGAUGAUCGAAGAUAUCUAUAAAGAAGAAUUUGGUGAUGCGGAAGGAAAUUGUAUAUCAUUACAAGAACAUGCAUAUAAAUCUCUAAACGAUAACUCAUCGUCUUCAGAAGAUAAAGAAUUGCCAAUAAUUGGCGAACCCAGCAAGUCAAAUCCCGACCUUUUCGACCAGAUGGAGUUAUCAUCCGAUUUUUUGGUAUGACAAAAAUGAUGAAAUUUAGUGUACACAACACACACAUGAUGAUCAUGGUUUGUAUUUGUGAAGAAGCAUUGUAAAUAGGGAUGUGGAUAUAGGUGGUGUUUUGUUUAGAACUUAUAGUAAAGAAUUAGAGUAAACUGCUAUUUUGGUCC
Helianthus annuus (common sunflower) is the source of this 2711-nucleotide messenger RNA. Its product is annotated as BEL1-like homeodomain protein 3. The transcript has 4 exons. Gene Ontology annotation, biological process: regulation of transcription by RNA polymerase II. The coding region runs from base 1138 to 2562 and encodes 474 amino acids. The record is from RefSeq and is a predicted model, not a curated record. Gene Ontology annotation, molecular function: RNA polymerase II cis-regulatory region sequence-specific DNA binding; DNA-binding transcription factor activity, RNA polymerase II-specific. NCBI's taxonomy places the organism in Eukaryota, Viridiplantae, Streptophyta, Magnoliopsida, Asterales, Asteraceae.